Molecule: messenger RNA, 795 nt
Organism: Marasmius oreades (fairy-ring Marasmius)
Lineage: Eukaryota; Fungi; Basidiomycota; Agaricomycetes; Agaricales; Marasmiaceae
Exons: 4
Coding region: 1-795 (264 amino acids)
Source: RefSeq, a predicted model, not a curated record
AUGAAUAUUCUACACCCUCUUCUCAACUGCCUUGGACAACCAACGUGGAUUCGCAAUAGCAAUCAGAGUACGGACACUGGAUCGUAUCUGCCUAAUCUUGGCAUUCUCAUGCGUCAAACUUGCACAUUCCGAGGUGAAGAGAAAGGACCGUUGUUUAGCGGGAAGCAUCCUCGGGUUGAACUGAUCGAGAAGACUAGAUGGGUCUAUGACCCUGCUCCCUAUGUACUUGGUUAUUAUGCUGUGGGUGCAAACGUGACUAUCGUAGCUAUUCACCCCUGUGCAGACAAACAAGGGGUAGUUGUAACCGACAUCGUAUCUGAAGAUCUAUCAAGACGAAAGGGACGUAUCAGAAAUAUCGUAAGGAUGAUCAGACUCGCCAAAGUCCUCCGUGCGAUAGAUUGCACUGGUGUUGGGAGAGACAUGGAUGUUGAUAUGUUUCCGCUGAUUCGGGAAAACGGGCAAUUAAUUGAGUUUUCGACGAAAAAGAUACGCAAGCACUAUCCAUCAGCAAAUCAAGCUCGCAUCUCCUUUCUCAAAACUAUCUAUGGCCACCUCGAAACGAAACGCGUUCCGAAUGUCGAUCAUCUUACGAAAGUUAAGAUUUCCGAUGACCAUUGCUAUGUUGAACUAGAACCUCGAGGAACCGACUCUGCGGCAAGUUCUACCAAAGAUGUUAGAAAUGCGGUCUUCAGCAUUCUCACAGCCCUCAAGGUUCUUCACGCCCCCGAGCCCCAGAUUUUUCAUCGGGAUAUUCGUUGGCCAAACGUCAUGGGGAGAAGAAAUAAUCCAGAUUAG